CUGGUGUGUGUAUGUGUUGUAUGUAUGGGAAUCUUUGGAAUAUCCAAGCUUCGACAGUGAAAGGAAAGAUAGAAGUUGUUGCAGGUGUCGUCAGUCAGAUGCGUUUGUGUACUAUGUUUUGGUGAGUGUUGUGUUGCGUAAAUUUUUGGGAUUGUGUACAAGACACAAGAGACAUGUCUUUGAAACCAAAGAAUGUUGAUUUCAAUGAAACAUGGAGUGCUUUAAGAGAAACGGUAAAAGGAGUACUAACACUUAGUUCUGUACCUCGGUCUGUUUGGAAUGAUCGCUUCAGUGAUGUGUAUUCACUCUGUGUUGCGCAUCCUGAACCACUUGCUGAUCGUUUGUACCUGGAAACAAAAGCUUUUUUAGAUGCCCAUGUCAGAUCUCUAUUGGAACAAGUGCGAGCAAAUGGUGAAAACAAUCUUCUCAGAGCAUACUAUCAAGCUUGGAGCCAGUAUAGUCUUGGCUGUCUUUAUCUGCAUAAAUUGUAUUUGUACUUGAAUCAGCAACACAUCAGGAAACAAAAACUGUCAGAAGCUGAAAUAAUAUAUGGCAAUCUUAGUGCUGCACUGCAAGAGCAGAUGGAAGUUGGAGAACUAGGUCUUGAAAUUUGGAAAAAGAAUAUGAUACAACCAUUAAAGGAUAGUUUGGUUAGUCUUCUUUUGGAAGGCAUACAUCAAGACCGUGUAGGAGAAGGUAAUCCAAAUUCAACAGAUAUCAUAAGGGGCGUGAUACAGUCUUUUGUCAGUGUUGAAGAAUUCAAGAUGAAAGGAAACCUAUGUUUAUAUGAAGAAAUAUUUGAGACACCUUUCCUUGCUGCUAGUGGGGAGUACUAUAAACUUGAAGCUAGCAGACUACUGCAGACAUGUGAUGUUUCAUUGUACAUGGAGCGAGUCACCCUUCAGUUGAAGGAAGAAACACUUAGAAGCCAAAAAUUCUUGCACUGCAGUUCAUUCCCAAAGGUAAGAGCCAAGUGUGAACAUCAUAUGGUGGAAGAACACCUGCCGUUUCUGCACAGUGAAUGUAAGGCAAUGGUGCAGCAAGAACGUAGAAGGGACUUAAGCCUUAUGUAUCCCCUGUUGCGUUCUGUGCAGGGUGGAGUUGCUGUGCUAAUAAAGGAAGUACUUGAACAUAUUAAGCAACAGGGACUUGAGGCGAUUACUGGAUUGCGUGGAGACAAUAUACACACGCAGUUUGUGGAAAAUAUGUUGGCUGUUCAUAAAAAGUACAAAGAGCUUAUUACCGAUGUUUUUGCUGGAGACCAAAGUUUCAUGGGUGCACUAGAUAAGGCGUGCUCAUAUGUUAUUAAUUAUAAAUCUAAUCCAAAAAUAAUGUGCCGUUCCCCUGAAUUGCUAGCAAAAUACUGUGACUCUCUAUUGAGAAAGUCAGCAAAAGGGAUGUCAGACACAGAAAUAGAUGAUCGGCUAGCACAGUCCAUAACAAUAUUUAAGUACAUUGAUGAUAAAGAUGUCUUCCAGAAAUUUUAUUCAAGGAUGUUAGCCAAAAGAUUAAUACAUCAGCAGAGUCAGUCAAUGGAUGCUGAAGAAGCUAUGAUCAACCGACUGAAACAAGCUUGUGGUUAUGAAUUCACAAACAAACUUCAUCGCAUGUUUACAGAUAUAUCAGUUUCAUCUGAUUUCACUAACAAAUUCAAUGACUUUCUGAAAAGUACAUAUGGAUGUGACUUGGGGUUCAAUUUUUCCAUGUAUGUCCUGCAGGCUGGAGCUUGGCCUCUUACGCAGACGACGAUUACAUCAUUCUCAGUACCUAAGGAACUGGAGAAAGCUGUUCAAAAGUUUGAAACAUUCUAUCAUAAAGGAUUCAGCGGGAGGAAACUGACAUGGCUGCAUCAUCUUAGUCAAGGUGAAUUGAAACUUGGCUAUCUUAAAAAGCCGUACCAAGUUACAAUGCAGACAUUUCAAAUGGCCAUCCUUCUUCAGUUUCAAGAGGUCGACUCAUUAACUUGUCGAGAAGUGCAAGAAUGUUUACAACUCUUCGAUGAACCUUUUAAUAAGCAUGUUAUGGGUCUAAUUGAGUCAAAACUGUUGAUGACUGAUAAUCAGGCUCUAGGACCUGAUACUGUGUUGCGUCUUAAUAAAGAGUACACAAACAAAAGGACAAAAUUCAGAAUUACUACUAUCGCCCAUAAAGAAUCCCCACAAGAAAUAGAACAAACCAUAUCUGCUGUGGAUGAGGACAGAAAACUUUACUUACAGGCAGCGAUUGUGAGGAUUAUGAAAAGCCGGAAAGUACUUAAGCACAAUUGUCUGAUUCAGGAGGUACUGAGGCAGUCAAAAGCUUCGUUUGCACCAACAAUAAAUCUUAUCAAAAAAUGUAUAGAAGCCUUAAUUGACAAGCAGUAUAUUGAACGUACUCCACAUUCACCAGAUGAGUACAGCUAUGUGGCGUAAAAAUGUGACUCUCAAGAUGACUCUUAAGGAUGCAAAAGCAUUUUCCUUGAUUUUGAAUAUACGAAUGAUUACUACCACUACAGUUAUUUACUAAACUUGAGAGAGUGAUUGAAAGUGUAAACAUAAUUUUCAUUGUAAUCGUGUUUCUUUUGCAAUUCUGAUUGUGUUUGCAGUGAACUUGUUGAGCCACUUGUAUUCCAGCAGUGGUUUGAUGUUGCUUGCAGUGUGGAUGCAAUCAUGCUUUGUGGCUUUUGAUAACUGUUGUGAAGUAUGUAGUUGCUGUACAGGAUUAAAUUAAGACUGUUGUUUGGGAGUGAUUCUCCCCCCCCCCCCCCCCUCUCUCUCUCUCUCUCUCUCUCUGUGUGUGUGUGUGUGUGUGUGUGUGUGUGUGUGUGUGUGUGUGUGUGUGUGUGUGUGUGAGAGAGAGAGAGAGGGGGGGGGGGAGACUGGGGUUCACACAUAUUUGUGUGGGUUGAGAGAAACCUGGAAGGGAGGGGGAUGGUGUGUUGUCUGGAUGUGAGUGAGGAGGGGAAAUGGGUGUAUAUGUAAGGUCAUUCCUCUGAAUAAGUUUUUCUAGGAGGAGAGUGAUGUAGUUGUUAUUGUUACUGCCAUUGCUGAUGGAAGUUCUGAAGUCUCUCAUGUAAUAAGAGACAUCAUCAUCUAAUGAGAGAUAUCUUCUUAGAGAAUGACCUCUGCAGCUAUUUCAAAUUGUGUCUAGAGAAUUGAAAGAAAUCACUAUGUAUGAAAAAGAAGCAAUGUUCCACUUAAAGAUAUUCUUUGCAACCUUGACCAAAGGAAUUUAAGAGCAAAAUAAAUUGAAAGAAUGGGCAGAUCAGAAACUUUUCUGUCUGUUUUGUUGACAUCAUAGUAUUAGGCGAUCUGUUCUGUGUGCAGAGACUGCUAGUGCUACACAUUCUGUCUUGCACUUCUACCAAUAUAUUUUCGGAAUACAUGUCUAUCAUUAGACUUUAAACUUCAUUUUGGUGCUUUUAAUCAGCAUGUAUUUACCAUUUUCCUAGUUUGUAACUAUGCUGGUACUGUGCAAAAUGUAUGAUGUCAAAAAUAUUUUACCUGCUUUUGUAGAGUGAAUGGGAAAUGCAAGUUGCAGUUGUUCACCCCAUUUUCCCUCCAGGAAUUCUGUAACUGUAUUGUGGGAUGUUGUUGGUGUAGCAGAAGAAAAUAUUUAAAAUAUUUCGUACAGUGUUGAUAUGUUGUGUUGAUGUGUACUAAAGAAUGUAUGUCUUAAUGUAAAAUAUAAUAAAUAUUCUUCAUAGUUCUAAA
Molecule: messenger RNA, 3692 nt
Organism: Schistocerca serialis cubense
Lineage: Eukaryota; Metazoa; Arthropoda; Insecta; Orthoptera; Acrididae
Gene: Cul2
Product: cullin-2
Exons: 15
Coding region: 174-2411 (745 amino acids)
Biological process (GO): SCF-dependent proteasomal ubiquitin-dependent protein catabolic process; protein ubiquitination
Cellular component (GO): SCF ubiquitin ligase complex; Cul2-RING ubiquitin ligase complex
Molecular function (GO): ubiquitin protein ligase binding
Source: RefSeq, a predicted model, not a curated record